AUGAUUUUACCCUCUCAGGGCGAACCCCAGAGUUUUGAGACGUCUCAAAACUCGGAGGAUUUACUCUCUCAGGGCGAACCCAAGGCUGUCUCUCCUCACAAUGUGUCUCCUUACAGUGUGUCUCCUUACAGUGUGUCUCCUUACAGUGUGUCUCAUUACAGUGUGUCCCCAUCUUGUCUGCCGCCUCCUCACAAUGUGUCUCCUUAUAGCGUGUCUCCUUAUAGCAUGCCUCCUCACAGCGUGUCUCCUUAUAGUGUCUCUCCUCACAGUGUCUCCCCGUAUAACGUGUCUCCUGCGAUGGUGUCUCCUUGCGGUGUGGAUGUGUGUGCAACGAUUCUAGAGCCAACGCCGAGUCCGGGGAAGCAACACGCAGCAACGAGAAGAGAAAGGAGCAGGAGCAUAAGCAGCUCUGGGGAGGAGGAGAGUGUGGGGAUGAUGAGGCGAGGGGAGAGCGGUGUUGGUUCUUCUGCUGCUGCUACUACUGCUGCUGCUGCUGAUAUGGGAGAUGGUGCCUGGAGGAGAAGACUCAGGAGCACUUCAGGGGAGGAGAGUGAGGGGAUGAGGCGGGGGAAGAGUGGUGGUAGUGGUGGCGGUGCUGCUGCUGCUGCUGCUGCUGCUGCUGCUGCGGCUGCUGAUGUGGGAGAUGGUACCUGGAGGAGCAGAAGCAGGAGCACUUCAGGGGAGGAGGAAAGUGAAGGCACGAGGCUAAGGGAGAGUGGGGGGAUAGGCACAGGACGCAGAGCAACGCUUAGAGAAAGGAGCAGGAGCAGGAGCAUAAGCAUAGGCAGCUCUGGGGAGGAGGAGAGUGAAGGUGCGAGGCUAAGGGAGAGUGGGGGGAUAGGCACAGGAGAGAGUGUGAGGACGAGACGAGGUGAGGGGCUGCGAGGGCAGGAUGAGGCGAGGGGUGUUGCAGGGAUGGGAGGAUCGGGGGGUGAGAAGAGGAUGGGAGGGAUGGGGAUGAGAGUGAGAAGCGGGUCCGAGCUGGAUAGAAUGGGCGAGGGGGAGGUUGUGGAGAUGAGACGAGCAGAGACACUGCGAGGGGAGGGUGUGAGGAGUGGUGAGAGGAGGAUGGGAGGUGAGAGUGGGAAAGGGGUUGGGAGAGGAAUGGAAGGUGCGAGAGGGGUGGAGGGUGGAAAAGGGGGUGGUGCGAGAGGGGAUGGGGGUAUGAGAGUGAGAGCAAGGAGUGGUUCUGAACUGAGUGAGAUGGGCAAGGGGGGUGCGGAGGAAAGAUAUGAGGAGCGAGUUGUGGGUCCGAUGGUGGGUGGGGAGGAGCAGCAGCAGCAUGCAGGUGUGGCGAUGCGACGAGUGCAGACCAUGCGGGGGGAGGGUGUGAUGGGUGGUGCAAGUAGUGGGGGUGCAGCAGGUGGGGAGCAGCAGCACGAUGCUGUGGUGAUGCGACGAGUGGAGACCAUGAGAGGGCGAGUCGAACAAGUGCAGGUAACGCGGGGGGAGCAGCAGACGACGCAACAGGGACAGCAGCAGGGGCAGCAGCAGGGGCAGCAGAAGGGGCAGAAAGGGCAGCAAGUUGCAGUGCAUACCGGCCCAAGGCUGAAAGGCAGUACACCUGCUGCUGGUGCUGCUGCUGCUAGUGCUGCUGCUGGUGCUGCUGCUGGUGCUGGUGGUGCUGCUGCUGCAGGUGUUGCUGCUGCUGGUGCUGCCACUGCUGCCGAGAGAAAGGGAAACCAAUCCUGCACAGAGCAACCCUCAGCAGAACAACCCUUUUUAGGGACACCCUUUGCAAGCGUAGCUAAAGGGGGUGUGGCGAGGCAAGGAGGGAGCGUGAGGGAGCGGGGGCGGAAGAAGCGGCUGAAUGCGUGGGACGUGUUUGGGGAUGAGGAGGAUGUGAUUGGGCGGGAAGGGUGCGUGGUGGUGCAAUCAAGUGAUGCCAGUGCUGCUAGUGCUGGUGCGCGUGUGCUCAAUGCCAAGUGCUCCCCUCCUACCGGCUCCUCCCCUCCACUAGGUUUCGCUCCCAGCGUGUUUGAAAAAUUAGCGCCUGCCCGGAGUUUCACAUCUGCCCGGGAGGAGGAGGAGGAGGAGGUUGACUCGAGUCCACCACUCGUGCGGUCAAAGUCUGAAAAGAGGGCGGCGGGGCGGAGAGGACGGGGACGUGAGGUUUCUGAGAAAUCUCAAAAGCCACCUGCAUCAAUCAGGGAUGUCAUAUCUGCGUGGGAGGAGGAGAGGGUUGACUCGGGUCAACCGCUGGUGCGAUCAAAAUCAGAUAGAAGGGGGAUUGCGCGUAGCGGAGGGGGGCGGGGGCAGGAUGGGCUGAUUUCUGAGUCAACUCAAAACCGGGUGGGUGAGGGAAGAGGAGCGGGGCGAGAUGGGGUUGUGGGGAAGGGAGACGGGGGAUUGAGAGGAGACGAUGCUGUGGGAGGGAGAGAGGCGGUGGAGGGGACAAGGUUGCGCCGUGCUGUGAGUGUGCAAGGGGGGUUGGGUAGCCGUAUUGAGGCAUGGUCACAGCAGCAGAAGCAGCAGCAAAUGCAGAAGCAGAGACAGCAGCAGCAGCAACAGAGGCAGGAGGAAGAGGGGCAGCAGGAGGAAGGGCAGCAGCCGAGCAAUCGGGUGAGAUUACUGCUGCAGAGAUCAAUGAGUCGGAGGGAACGCGCAGCAGCGAAAGCCGCAGCACUAGAAGUGUUGUCAGCUGCUGCAGGAAGAGCCGCAGCAGAGGGAGAGAGAGAAACAGAUGCAGCCCCGACUGCAGAUAUGUUUGCUAAGAACACCGUUGAGGGGAGGGAGCAGAUGCAGCAGGGGGAGAGGCACAAGCAGCCUCAUAGACAGGCCUCUAUGCCUGCUCGCACGCCCAGAGGGACUAGUCUGAUGGAGAGAGAGUGGGCGAAAGGGGAGAUUGGCUCAACUCAACCCGUCAAGCCCAGGAGAAGUGAGGAUGGAGGGAAAGGGAGGAGGAAAGGGACGGGUGAAGCAGUCACACGAGGUGGAAUAGAGGAGGGGAGAGGGAGGGGAGUGGAAGGGGGAAGGGGGCAGGGGUCGCAGAGAGCAGCAGACGAGAAGCGGAGGCAGGGAGGGGGAGAGGAGGAGGGAGGGGAGAAGCAGCAGAGGGUGAGAGAGAAGGAGGCACUGAGGGAGAUGGAGAGGGAGAUUAGGGUUAUGCGGGAGAGAAGGGCGAGGGAGCGUGCUGCUGCGAGAAAAGCUGCCGAGAGCAAGACAGGUGUUGAGGGGGGGAGUGGGGGAGGUGUGGAGGGUGGGGGAAGGGAGAAGGAAGAUGGAAAGGGUAGGGAGGUUGGAGGGGGGAGUGAGUGUGGAGGAGAGCAACGAGGGUUAGAGAGGAGGAGCAAGAGUGUAGGAGAGGGUAGGCUGAGAGCAAGAGGGGUGGUAUGUGAGGGAAUAGAGGAGGCGGAUUUAGAAGAGGAGGAGGAUGUACCUAGCUACCCCCCUUUGAGUCGCAGCCGCACUCAACCCAAUCGCUUGCCUUCUAACCCAUGCACACCGCGUUACACCCACCUCCCUCCCUUCUCACCACAUCCCUCCCUUGCCCCCUUGUCCCUUGCCGAACCUGGCCCCGAACCUGUUUUCCAAACUGCUUACCACUUCGACCUGGUCCAACCGCUCUCUCCAGACCCACAGGUCUGGGAGGAGCCCGAGGCUGAAACCGAACCUGAGAACGACCCCCGAGCCAAGCGCCGAGGCUUCCGAGAUAGGCUGUUCGGCCGAAGCUCGAGCGGAGGUCGGGACAAACUCGCAGAGGCGGACAGGGAAGUGAGGGUGCUGAAGGCUCAUGCUGGGAGGAAGGGGACUCAUGGAGGGAGUGUGGGGGGUUUGGAAAGCCGAAACAGCCUGUUUGGGCGAGAAGGGUCGUAUGGGCAAGACGGGGCGUAUGGGCAAGACGGCUUGUUUGGACGGGAUGGGUCGUAUGGGAGGGAGGGUGCAUUGGGCCUGGAUGGCAGUGGUGGGAGAAUGAGCAGAGACGGGUCUCUGAACGAGCAUGCUGCCGUGAUGAGCCGAGAUGCUUUGUUCGCUCGGGACGGGCAAGGCGAGAACGCUUCUGGUGGGGUUGGUGGUGCUGACAUGCAGGUUGAGUGCGGUACUGAGGGUAGCAGUGCGGUUCCUUUCUUGCCACAGGUGAAGCACCAAGCAGAGGCAUACACAGAGAGUGGCGGCAGUGGCACCAGCAGCGGCGGCGGCCACAAAGGGGGUCGCUUUUCCCUGAGAAGACACCUGCAGCGGCUCAAAAGCGGCGAGGCUAAGGCUCCGGUUAACUCUCCAUUACCCCGGGUAGUUGACUCGCUGUUUGAUUUUGCCCCUGACGAGGCUGCAGGUGUUUCCUCCCCUACGCUCUCCUCCUCCCCUUCCCUCUCCUCUUCCUGGGCUGGUAUGUUCUCCCGAACCCAGACUGGGAGCCGCCUGUCAGGUUCGGUAAGCAGCUGGGUCCGAAGCAGCUGGGGAGGCUCGGGAAGGGGGAGUAGGGAUGGGGAUGGGUUGAGCGAAGUUGCCUCCGCUGCUGUUGCCACUGCUGCUAGUAGUGGUGGUGGUUGCGCUUCUGCUUUUGACAGUAAUGGGUACGGCGACAUUGGUGUUGUGCCUAUGCGGAGGAGCAAAACGGAUGGGAGGAGGGACUAUAUCGAGAAAGGAGUGAUCCCUGUCAGCAUGAGCGAGAGCAUGAGUUUUGCAGAGAACGAGCUCGUGAAUGUGAUGCGACGGGGGGGUGUGAAAGGGAUGAUGGAAGGGAUGGAUAGGAUGGGGGGGGUGGAGGCAGGAGAGGAAGAUGUGGAUGUGGAAGGGGUAUAUGAAGCAGCACGGUUUGUCCCUCUCAAGGUGCCCAAGUCCCCUUCCUGGGCCAGUGAGAUGGACAUGUGGGCAACGGGGGGGCGAUAG
Molecule: messenger RNA, 4830 nt
Organism: Closterium sp. NIES-65
Lineage: Eukaryota; Viridiplantae; Streptophyta; Zygnematophyceae; Desmidiales; Closteriaceae
Source: the annotation of a GenBank genome assembly